Molecule: messenger RNA, 1639 nt
Organism: Dinoponera quadriceps
Lineage: Eukaryota; Metazoa; Arthropoda; Insecta; Hymenoptera; Formicidae
Gene: Atg3
Product: ubiquitin-like-conjugating enzyme ATG3
Exons: 6
Coding region: 252-1193 (313 amino acids)
Biological process (GO): nucleophagy; autophagosome assembly; autophagy of mitochondrion
Cellular component (GO): cytoplasmic ubiquitin ligase complex; cytosol
Molecular function (GO): Atg8-family ligase activity
Source: RefSeq, a predicted model, not a curated record
AAUUUGUGGCUCGGUGCUGUGUGGAAUCACCUGUCAGACGAAGCUGCGUGCGAAUCGGCACGAAUCGAUCCGGCGAAGCGAAAGAACGGUUAGCGAGCGGGUGUAUUGGUAGACCUACGCCGUGAGAAACGUUAACGCGCACCGAUAUGACAGCGGUCGAUCUUCUCUAGUCUAGCUGUGUCGUUCCCUCUCGCAAUCCCAAGCGGCAGCAUUAUCUCUCUCGCGAGCAGCGUGCAACGAGCCCGUCAAUAAUGCAAAGUGUCAUAAACUCCGUGAAAGGCACCGCUUUGGGUGUCGCUGAAUACCUAACGCCGGUGUUGAAGGAGAGCAAAUUUCGAGAGACAGGUGUUUUGACACCGGAAGAGUUUGUAGCAGCCGGAGAUCAUUUAGUACAUCAUUGCCCUACAUGGCAAUGGGCUACCGGUGAUGAGGACAGAGCUAAGUCUUAUCUACCGAAGGACAAACAGUUUUUGUUGACCCGUAAUGUCCCCUGCUCACGUCGGUGUAAGCAGAUAGAGUAUAGCAACGAACAGGAAUGUAUUAUAGAAGCAGACGAUACCGAGGGAGGUUGGGUGGACACCCAUCACUAUGACAUCAGUCUUGCCGGCCUGGAUGAGAGGGUGACGGAAAUGACAUUGGAGGAGACACAGCCGUCUCAAACGGACAAUGUGGACGACGAUGAGGACGACGAGGAUGCCGCUGACAUGGAGGCUUUCGAAGUUAGCGGAAUGUUGGACGAGCAGGAUAAGCACGUAGCGCCGGAGAACACGAAGAAGACCGGUCAGGAGAAACGGGACUCGUUCUCGGAGGGGGAGAUUAUCCGCACCCGCACCUACGACUUGUACAUCACAUACGAUAAAUAUUACCAAACGCCUAGGCUGUGGCUGUUCGGGUACAACGAGAACCGGAAACCGCUCAAUGUGGAGGAGAUGUACGAGGACGUUAGUCAGGAUCAUGCCAAGAAGACUGUCACGAUGGAGAUUCACCCGCAUAUACCUGGCCCUCCCAUGGCUUCUGUUCACCCGUGCAGACACGCGGAAGUGAUGAAGAAGAUCAUCGAGACGGUGAUGGAGGGCGGCGGGGAACUAGGAGUGCACAUGUACCUAAUAAUAUUCCUGAAGUUCGUGCAGUCCGUCAUACCCACCAUCGAGUACGACUACACGCAGAAUUUCAUGUUAAACGCGUCCGGUUAAAUGUAUCGCUCUAGUGCGUUGUGAUUGAUAUAAAUCGCUUACGAAGCACAUUCAUAGCGGAUACGCGCGAGAUAUUUAUGUAUCGAUGUUUUACCACGCUUCUCGUCGUCGAGCAAAUGAUAUUCGAGGUCGCAAGAAUGCGAGGACUGUGCGAUUAUUAACAUGUGUCUUGAGCUUGAAGAAUGUACCAACGAUGUGAACCGUUCAUUCCCAUUUGCGCAAUCGCGAGACUAAAGAUUUUAAAUCGGAUCUCGACGUUGACCAAUGUCGUUAAAGAUCCGUUCGUUAUACUCGAUUGAGUUCGAUGUAGACGUGCACCGGCACCAGAUGAUUUUUACACUCGCGAAACACAGCUGAGCACAUAUUAUUUGACGUGACAACCGUUAGACAAUAAUGUGGAAGAAUGAAGGCUACGGUGAAAGCAACGAAGAAUCCAGCAACGGAAA